This is a messenger RNA of Lethenteron reissneri (Far Eastern brook lamprey), 5539 nucleotides long. RefSeq names its product proto-oncogene Wnt-3-like. The record is from RefSeq and is a predicted model, not a curated record. Gene Ontology annotation, molecular function: frizzled binding; cytokine activity. Gene Ontology annotation, biological process: neuron differentiation; cell fate commitment; multicellular organism development. Gene Ontology annotation, cellular component: extracellular region. Lineage: Eukaryota; Metazoa; Chordata; Hyperoartia; Petromyzontiformes; Petromyzontidae.
GGUGAGAAAGGCUCGCGAGCGAGUGAGGAGUGCUAAGACUCGGCGCUGCGCUUUGUUGUGCGUAAACACGGCGCGGCGAUUUAUAUGGGAGAUCCUCUCUGGCCGGGCCCCGUUCACACCGCCUCGCCUCGCCCCGAUCUUUCCCCACCCCCCCCCCCCCCCUUUGUUAUGGCGGAAACUCCGAAAAGGAGAUGACUAAUUAUGACUUUGUUGGAGUCGUCAUGGGAACCAGCACUGCGGGAUAUUUCUAGCUGUUGCGCUUUUUUUCUGGCCCGAUCACUGCUGCUGCUGCUGCUGGCUGGCUGCUGCUGCUGGCUGGCUGCUGCUACAGACGUGACUCCAAGGAGGCAUUGGCGUGUGGCGGAGGCGAGAGACGUGAGAGGAGCGAGAAAGGCCAGGGAGGAGACCGAGGAGCGCCUUCCCCAUCAUCAUUAAGCCCAGCCCUGACGCAAUUAUCGCCGCUAGCGUAGGCUCAGUGACAGCGCGCCGCGAGUGUGACCGCACGCACGAUCGCUCCCCCCCCCCCACCACCGCCUCGUCUCGUCCUAUCAUUCCCUUUUCGGUUCAACUUUGAACAAUCUGUUUGUUGAGUUCUCGAUUUCUUGCCUCGACCUCGAGUCUCUCCAAACCGCGAGCCGAACUCGUGAGUCAAACGAAGCGUAAAGCAAAUACGCAGAAGAAGAAAACAACAACAACAAGGCGCGCUGGUCGAGGAGUGGCGCGAGAGGAACGAGCGAGGAGGGAUCCGUGGCGACGGAGCAAGGUGGGCGGGAGAGAAGCGCGCGGCUGGGAGAGAGUCGAGUUUGCUGGAGACACGGAAGUCGAGGUGACCUGGCCUCCCGUGCCGGGAGAGCGGAGAGAGAUGGAUGCUCGCUGCCGCCGCAGUCAAGUGUGCGCGCUCCUGCCGCCACUGCUGCUGCUGCUGCUGAUGAUGCCACUGCCCAUGGUUCGUCCAGGCCACGCUGCCUACCCGCUCUGGUGGUCGUUGGGGGUCGGGCCUCAGUGGGCGUCGCUGGGCUCUCAGCCCGUGCUCUGCGCCUCCAUCCCGGGCCUCGUGCCCAAGCAGCUGCGCUUCUGCAGGAACUACCAGGAGCUGAUGCCCAGCGUGGCCGAGGGCGUCCGUCUCGGCAUCCAGGAGUGCCAGCACCAGUUCCGCGGGCGGCGGUGGAACUGCACCACCAUGACCGAGGGCCCGGCGAUCUUCGGGCCCGUGCUGGAGAGGGCCACGCGCGAGGCGUCCUUCGUGCACGCCGUCUCGUCCGCGGGCGUCGGCUUCGCGGUGACGCGGGCGUGCGCCGACGGGACGUCCACCAUCUGCGGCUGUGACAACAAACACCGGGGCGAGCCGAGCGGCGGCUGGAAGUGGGGCGGCUGCAGCGAGGACGCCGACUUUGGCGUCAUGGUGUCGCGCGAGUUCGCUGACGCGCGCGAGAACCGCCCCGAUGCGCGCUCCGCCAUGAACCGGCACAACAACGAGGCCGGCCGCGUCUCUAUCCUGGACUUCAUGCAGCGCAAGUGCAAGUGCCACGGGCUGUCGGGCAGCUGCGAGGUGAAGACGUGCUGGUGGGCGCAGCCCAGCUUCCGCACGGUGGGCGACCACCUCAAGGACAAGUACGACAGCGCCUCCGAGAUGCUGGUGGAGCGGCACCGCGAGUCGCGCGGCUGGGUCGAGACGCUGCGGCCCAAGUACCCGCUCUUCAAGCCGCCGGCGGAGCGCGACCUCGUCUACUACGAGACGUCGCCCAACUUCUGCGAGCCAAGCGUCGAGACGGGCUCGCUGGGCACCCACGGCCGGCCCUGCAACCUCACGUCGCACGGCAUCGACGGCUGCGACCUGCUGUGCUGCAGCCGCGGCUACAACACGCACACGGAGAGGCGCCGGGAGAAGUGCAAGUGCGUCUUCCACUGGUGCUGCUACGUGAGCUGCCAGGAGUGCGCGCGCGUCUACGACAUUCACACGUGCAAGUGAAGGGACCGCCGGCUCGUGAGCCCGGCCCGGCCCGCCUGUCUGCCGUGCAAGUUGUCGGUGUUGAGCGCGCUCGAGGAUUUGCAUUCAUCAGGCGUUGAAAUGCCUUAGAAACUCUGAAGCACCUUUGCAUCAGAUCUCACCGCGACCGUGCGCACGUUGCCCUGCGGCAGCCCGGCCAAAGGGGGACCUCCAGUGUACGACUCUCGUUUCUUUUAGUUUGUUCGUGAACUUAAAAAAAACACGCGGCGUCUUGCCUCGGAGCAGACCCCCGUCCCCUCCGUCGUUUUUGUCGAGGAGUGCGGCUCCAGGGGGGGGGGGGGGCAACCUGCCCCUGUAAAGCACGCGGCGAAUCCGCGCAUUACUGUGAAUGAGUCCAACACUGGGAUUUGACGUUCGUUUGACGAGUCUCGCGCCAGAACUAAAGAAGAUCAAAGGGAGGACACGGAGGAAAUACACGAAUAAGGGCAGCGCGAGAAGCCGGGGGCCCGAGCCAGCCGUGCCCACGAGGGCUGAGGCCGGCCGGCGGCGAUCGCGUCCGUACUGCCACCGAACUCUGUCGCCAUCGGCGGAAAUUGCCGAAUGGAUUCCGGUGCACGAGGAGAUCCGCUGCUGUUUCUGCCGCCGCCGCUCCCGUGUCAGGAUCUUUGACAAGCGUUGCUCGGCGAGCCACGCCGAGCAUGAUCACCGCUCCUACUGAGGCGCACGAGCCUUCUUCACCCGCUCGCGCACGCGCCACGCUCCGCGAACCCGACGCCGCGGCUGCAGUCGUUGUAACGACGGCGCGCACCGCGACGCUAGGCCGUGUCGAGCCGCAAUCCGUGCGACUUCGCAGCUGCUACGGUCGCCGUGACUACCCUCGCCCCCCGUGCCCCCCCCCCCCCCAUUUAACCCUCCGUGGCCAGAUUUGUUUGCGUAAACAUUUUGUUUAUUUCGCUCCCCUCCCACUCCAACCCUCGCCCCCCCCCCUUCCUCAAAAGUAACUUUUUUUUUUACAUAUAAUAUAUUUUUAUUUUAAAUACCGUUUAAUCGACAAAAAAAGUGUAAUUGGUGACAAAGUAUAUAAAUGUGAGGAUUCGUGCUUCGAGGCUAUCCUGCAGCCGAGCCGACUCGAGCGAGGGACCGCCAGGAAGCCACCGGGCGCGCUGCCCCACCGUGGCGGCCCGCUCGGACACGGCCCGUGGCCACCGGCGGGCGAGGUGUACGCGACGGGACGCGCGACCUCGCUCGAUGAGGGUAGUCAAACUGUGCCCGCCAUUAACUACCUCAACACUCGGGCCGAGGGUUUAAAAGCGCUCCGCCGCAGUGGGGCAGGCGAAAGGGGGUCACUCCGAACCCGUCUGGCUGAUCUCUAGGUACUGAGGGGGGAGGGGGGGGGGUUCAUUAAAUGUACGUGAUCUAAAUCAUUUAAAGUUAUUUAUUUAAAAGGCUGUACAUAUAUUUCCUCAUUCUUUGAAAAAUGUGUACUUAUGAAAAAAGUCAAUGUUUUUUUUUUCCCGUCUGGACAUAGCUGGUCUUAACAAUUAAAGUUUACAGUUUUGAUAACGAGGGAAUGCUUUGCUUUAUCUUGCCAUCUCUUGGUGGAUGAUGUCGAAUUUUGCCAAACCUGGACAAUGGGCGUUUCUUGGAAGUCACUUUCGCAAGCGGUCAGAUUGAGUUGCGGUACUCCUGUCAUUGGCACGGAUAGAGACGGGCAGAGAGAUGAACAGAGACAGAGAUACUAAAGAGAGGCAGAGAAGCAGAUUUAAAAUGGCCUUUAUUGAUGUGCAGGUAACAGUCCAACGAGACCGUGAGUCUCUUUACUGAGGGAGACCUGAGCCUCAAUAAGUUGCAGCAAAGCAGCGAAUUCCAAUGUGAAACAAAACAACAUCAGGAAAACACUCAAAAUAACAUUGCCAUGCAAUGCAGAAUUCGUAUUCAUGAGAGGAUGAAUCGACGUGCAACUCUUAACCAUUUACAUCAUACGGUAUAUUUUAAAUAUGUAGGUGCCUGCAUUUUUCUCUCAUUUCACAGAACAUUAUCUCGCACGGUUACCAAAUAGCCACGUUAACCAAAUAGCGACACGAAGAGCGACAACGAGAAAUUUGAAUGAGAUGGACCGGACGCUUGAACACAGCGGUACGCACCAUACCGCCCCACGUCCGCGCGUCCCAUCGCGUGUAUGGGAAGGAUUCUUUCCCAAGCGUCGCGCUGCCUUUGGAUCGCUGCCGAAGGUGAUGUCGGUCACCCAAUGGGGAGACAUCGCCAGCUGAACGCAGCCUUGCGCCUGCUCUGCCACCUUGCUGGGAGUUUUGUUGAGCUCUGUUGCAUCUGCUGCUUUUGAAUGACGUCUUUUUUUUCCCCCGGCAUCUUUUCCUCUGGCUGUCUGGUUACCUCACGAGAAGCCCACUUUGGCAUGCAGAGCACUUGACCAAAGCGCGGAGUGUGCCGGUGCAAGGCAUUAGCAAAGCAUGGAAAGGCUGAGGAAUCCAAAAGCUCAAGGAGCCCCAGAUUCAAACCAAAAACAUACACACAUAUAAGGUUUUUUAAAAGAUAUAUAUGAGCACAAAUUCUAGUCCUCGUUAAUAUAACAAGCUCAUCAACAAAUAAAGAAAACUCGUAUCUUUCAUUUAUAUCAUUACAUGCAUCUCUCGUCUCAUCUCACAUUAUGUAUGUAUUUGUCGAAAUGUAUACUUUAUCUCGCUACCUAUCUACCUCUUGUCUAUAACCUCCGCUGUCAUCUCACUGAGAUCUCAUCAAUUGAAAAUGGGGGCGGGGAGGCGGGAGGGGAGCCACCAAAAACGAUUUCUCAGGUCCCCCAAUUGGCCAGAACAACACGGUCCCUGUGGGGCUGGAGUGAGGCCAGCUCUGAGCGGUUAUCUUUGGUCGGAAUAAAGUUUGAUGCAAGACAUAUACCGAAAGACAAACCCCUCUGACUGACUGACUUACUGAUGUAAAUGAUGGCAAUGGUAAAUAACGGCUAAAGAAAUGAUAUUUUACACAUAGUUGAGGCUAUAUGUACAGCCACAAGGGCGAUGAUUUUACGCGUAGGGCAGGCUCACCAGUUAAAGUUACGUGCUAAACACUUCGAUUGCCAUCAUUAGUGAGCCCAGUAGUUCGCCUCUGGUGGAGUGGGACUACUCUAGAGCCAAGGGGGAGCGAGAAAACCCCGCUACCAGCAACGGGUAACAACUCUGCAAGCACAUCGUAAAAUUACUUCAUCAAUUGCCUUGGCAUCAUUCGUGUGUAUCGGAGGGUGCGGGGGAAGGAUAACAAACUAAACACAAAAAGCGAUUCUAAAGAAAGUAGUUUUCAAUCUAGAUUUAAAAGUGUCUCGCUCCAGUGGCUUCCUAAUAUCGGAAGGAAGAGUGUUCCAAUUAGCUCGAAAAGCGCAUAUGAUAGCACGUGAUGCAGUGACCAACUUUAUUCCAUGGUAAGCCAAAAGCCGCUGCAGGGAUGAUCGGAGUUUGCCUGAUGGUUUAUGCUCCUUGAUGAGAUCAACGAAUAAUUGCCCCUGCCUUAUCUCGUCAAACAAUAUCUUCAGUUAAAUUUCGAUUUAAAGCUUUCGUGACUGCAGGGAUUCCUCUUCUUGGU